UUUAUUUUUGGGCCCAAAUAGUUUCUUCCUAAUGAGUGCAUUUGGUUUAGUUUUGAGUGAGUUUCCAUGCGUCUACGCACAUCGGAAAAUCGUAUAAAUACAGACGUUCUGACUGUCAUCGAUGUUAGUUGAAUUUUUAGAGAGAACCCCGUCGAAUCGGUGCCGCAGUUUCGAGUGUCUAGUGUCCAGCGUCCGUACCCUUUGCGAGUCAGUCAUUAAUCAUGAAUUUCACUCUCUUAAUUUUGCUAAUAGCCUGCGCCAGCUGCAUCUUGGCCGCGCCCGCACCUCUGGCCGAAGAACAGCAACAAGAGGAGGGCUCUGUCAAGGCGAAGCGCGGCCUGUCGCUCGGUCUGGGCUACCACGCCCCAUUGGUGACAUCCGCGCAUUACGUAGCCGCACCGACUCUUGUACACCACGCACCAUUAAUUUCGCAUGCACCGCUCAUCUCGCAUGCACCGCUCAUCUCGCACGCCCCGCUCAUCGCCCAUCACCCGGUGUCGUAUCACCUGCCCAGCUACCACUCCAUCCACUCCCUCCACUCCUACCAUCACUUCUAAUGAACCCCAGAGAUGUGAACGAGCAGAAGCAAAGGCACCAACAGAAACGACACCAGCAGUAACAGCAGCAGCAUAAGGAGCAGCAGAGACCACAGUUCUUCUUGGCAUUAGCACGAUUUGUACUUGGAUUGGACUCCCUUUCUGGCUUUCCCUAAUGACCUGCUUUUGUACAUAAUCGUAAAAAUAAAUACAU
Molecule: messenger RNA, 750 nt
Organism: Drosophila obscura
Lineage: Eukaryota; Metazoa; Arthropoda; Insecta; Diptera; Drosophilidae
Exons: 2
Coding region: 222-557 (111 amino acids)
Source: RefSeq, a predicted model, not a curated record